Messenger RNA from Acanthoscelides obtectus, 745 nucleotides. The record is from the annotation of a GenBank genome assembly. NCBI's taxonomy places the organism in Eukaryota, Metazoa, Arthropoda, Insecta, Coleoptera, Chrysomelidae.
AGCACACGAUGUAAAAUAAUUAGUGCUGCGCCAUCUCUUAGCAUAGAGUUGUUAACCCACGGAAUAAUACAAUCCUGUAAACAUGGCUAAAGUUUCGACGUAUGACAACGUCAACCUCAGUAGCCUGUCAAUUGAAAGUGCAUUGCAGAAUUUGGCUUUACGUUUGCAAACAACAAGCAAAACUCCUGAAGCGUCAAGUAUUCAAAAUGAAUCAAGACGAAAAAAUGAUUGAAGAUCAAAAUUUAUCGCUUGGUCAACCGCUGAGCGACUUCCUCCAACAGCUAGAAGAUUACACACCAACUAUACCUGAUGCAGUUACUUGUUAUUACCUGAGGAGUUCAGGCUUCGAGCCUAAAGAUCCAAGACUCGUUCGACUGAUAUCCAUAGCUGCACAGAAGUUUAUUUCGGACAUAGCAAAUGAUGCACUACAACACUGCAAGAUGAGGACAACAAACUCUUCCAGUCACAGUAGCUCAAAGAGUAAACAAGGUACUAAAGAUAGGAGAUAUUGCUUAACUAUGGAGGAUUUAACACCAGCACUUGCAGAGUUUGGCAUAACUAUAAAGAAACCCCACUAUUAUGUUUAAACUUAUUUUAUUCAUAAUAUGCAUUAAAAAAACUGAAAUUAAUUUUUAACAAUAUAAGAAAAACUAGUACUGUAUUGGAAAAUUGAUCAGCAGAUAUUUGUGAAAAACUUGUUAUUAUAACAUUUAGAUAAAUAGCAAAAAUAUACAUUCAAUAUACC